UGAUCUGAUAUUGUCCAAUUUGAAUGUAUUGUUUAGCUAUAUUUUAUACUUUAUUUUAUAUCCUUAAACAUUAAACUCGAAUUAACUCCAGCUUUAGACAAAGUUAUUUUUCAUAAAUAUUUAGAAAUUAGAUUUUAUCAAAAAAAAAAUCGUAGUUUACAAUAGUACAAAAUAAAAACCCCUAAAUUUUAAUCAAAACCACUUGUUGUUACCGUUCAAACGCCAGUUAUCUGCAGCUGUGUGCUGACCCGUUGACCAACACCAAAGAUAGUUCAUGUCUCAUUUAUCUGUCGUAACCUCUUCAUGAUGCUCCCAGUGAUGACUUGGAAAAACAGAGUGUGUGGCUGUAACAGCAGCUGCAGGUCCCAUGCAUGUUGUUUGUAACUCGACAUGAGCACAGCGUCAGUGUCGGUCCUAAAAAUAACCCAGGGAGAGACGGACGUGCCCUCCUUUUGACUUGGCCGGAGGCCUCCACCACGCUGCCUACUCCAUGUUGUUCUGACCAGCUGCUCGGCCACAAACGGCUUCUUACAGGAAGAAUGAGCCAUUAUUUCCAUUCUCUUGCUCUGUGGUGAGUCAUAUUUUUUACUUAAAUUCGCACUGGUUGAUGACAGGAAAUGUAAUAGAGCCCUAAUGAUUACUACAUAUUGCGCUAAUCCUGAGCCAGAGGCAGUUUGAGGUUGUUUUCUUACUGGGGGAAACAACAGAUCAUUUUGUUUUACAAAUGUUUUGAAUUUUCGUUGAACUCUCAGAGUUUCUUGCAGUUUUUGUUUCAGGUGAAUCGUCAACAGAAGAUGUACGCAUCUAUUUUGGUAAUCUGGAGCUGACAUUUUUCUUCACCACCAUAAAUAUCUGAUUCGGUCCGAACGACCAUGGUGCGUAAUGUUGAUGACCUGGAUUUCUGCCUGUCUUCUCAUUCUCAAAGUAUCCUGGAGGGUCUGCGUUCCCUCUGCUCUCAACCCAAACUGGUGGACGUGACGCUGAACGCAGGCGGCAGGGACUUCCCCUGUCACCGUGGCGUUCUGGCUCUGUGCAGCAGAUACUUCCACUGCAUGUUCUCCGGUGACUUUGUCGAGAGCAUCGCAGCGCGCGUUGAGCUCCAGGGGGUCGAUCCUGACAUCCUGAGCCACUUGCUGGACUUUGCCUACACGGGUAAACUAACUAUUAACCAGAGCAAUGUGGAAGGGUUGAUCUGCACUGCGAGCCAGCUGCAGUUCCAGACCGUGAGGUCAGUGUGCAGCCGAUAUCUCCAACACCAGAUCGACGCAACAAACUGCCUGGGGAUCCUGGAGUUCGGGGACAUCCACGGCUGCCCCGAGGUGGUGGCCAAAGCCUGGGCUUUCGUCUUGGAGAACUUCGAGGCCGUGCAACAAGGUGAGGAGUUUUUGACGUUGGAGAAAGGAAGAUUGAUGUCCUGCCUGUGCGACGAAGGACUACAAAUCCACUCGGAGAGCACGCGCGUGGAAGCCAUCCUGAAAUGGGUGGGUCACCUCAAAGAGGCUCGGCUUUGCCACCUCCCAGAACUCCUCGGCCUGUCGCGGCUCUCUCUGCUCAGCCUGGACUACCUCACCGAGACGCUGCUGAAGGACAGUCUCAUCCAGGCCUCGCCCAGUUGCAAAGAGGCCGUGGAGAAAAUUCACAGAGAGAAAACACAGUUGUCCUCAGAACAUUUGGACAGAUCUACUUCUCAGAGUCCACAACCAAAUCUGCAACCGGUGCUCUUUGUAAUGGGGGGACGCUCGCUUGACGAUGAUGACGAGGACGAAGAUGAUUCAGAUGAUGAGGAGGAUAGAGAAUUGAGACUACAAAGACUGCAGCCAAAAAACUGUGCCUUCUACAACCCCAAGACAAAACAGUGGCAUGAACUCCCUAAUUUCCCGAAUGCAAGGAAGUGGGGAUACUCCAUGGUUUCUUUGAACAACGACGUUUAUGUCACAGGCGGCUCACGGGGUUCAAAUACCAACACUUGGUCCACCACAGAGACCUGGAAGUACAUCACAAGAGAGGGGAAGUGGGUUACAGUUGCGCCCAUGAUCCGGCCUCGGACCAACCACACGUCAGCUGUCCUUAAUGGAGAGAUUUAUGUCAUUGGAGGUACAACAUCAGACCAGGUGGAGGUGGAACACUACGACCCCUACAGCGACACGUGGGCGCUGACGUGUCCUGCGUUGAAGUACGUGACCAACUUCACCGCUUCAGCCUGUCAGGGGAAGCUUUACGUGAUUGGCUCUUGUGCUGUGAAGUACAACGCGUUGGCCAUGCAGUGUUACAACCCAGUUAUAGAUAACUGGAUCAGCAUAUGUGCGCCGUUCAUUCCCAAAUACCUGUCCUCUCCGCGUUCGGUCUGUGUGGAUGGCAUCAUAUAUCUGGUGGCCGACAACACGAAGAAAGUCUACUGCUACGACCCCGAGGCAAACAUAUGGCAGAAGGUCCAGCUCCUGCACAUGCUGCAUGAAAACGGGGGCCUGGUAACACUGGAAGGAAGGCUAUAUGUCACUGGAGGUCAUUGGAAGGGCAUGGAGGGUGACUACGGUGUGGAGGUGGAGGUUUACAACCGAGCGGCCAACAACUGGGACGUCGAGUGUGUCCUGCCCAGGCUUUGGUUCUACAGCGGGGUGAGCACCAUCUUCCUGGACCCGUCUCAGUGGCCUGAACUUUUUCCCAUAGAUUCAACAGAUUGAACCUUUGUCCUGACGGAAAAUGAAUUGUGUAGUUGCUUUUAUAUUUAGUUUACGAUAUUAAUGUAAUGCCAUUGUACUGUAGAGUAGAUUGUUAUAUGAUCCUCAGGGAUUGUAGACAGGUUUUAAGACCUACUUUGCUGCUUUUUUAAUUACACUUACAGUGAGAGACGUUAAAGAAUCUUUUAAUUGAAAAUCAUUUUCUGAUGGCUUAAAAUAAACUGUUCUUUAACCA
This is a messenger RNA of Cynoglossus semilaevis (tongue sole), 2913 nucleotides long. It is a transcript of the gene klhl30, whose product is annotated as kelch-like family member 30. Gene Ontology annotation, molecular function: protein binding. The transcript is spliced from 8 exons. NCBI's taxonomy places the organism in Eukaryota, Metazoa, Chordata, Actinopteri, Pleuronectiformes, Cynoglossidae. The record is from RefSeq and is a predicted model, not a curated record. The coding region runs from base 873 to 2681 and encodes 602 amino acids.